GUCUAUGGUGUGUGUCCAUUGUUUUUCUACAAUGUUAUUUUUCUGACUGCUGCUGGUGGACGAAAAUUUUGGUCUCGCUGCGUCGUGUGUGACUUUGUGAUAGUGUUCGUGCCCGAUAUUGUGAUUUAUUCGAAAUAGAUCACGAAGAUGUCGUCGCCGAGCGCUGGGAAACGCCGUAUGGACACAGAUGUCAUUAAACUCAUUGAAAGUAAGCACGAGGUGACCAUUCUGGGCGGGCUCAACGAGUUCUGUGUCAAAUUCUUCGGGCCUCCGGGCACCCCGUACGAGGGGGGCGUGUGGCGAGUGAGAGUGCACCUCCCCGACCACUACCCCUUCAAGUCGCCGUCCAUCGGGUUCAUGAACAAAGUCUACCACCCCAACAUCGAUGAGGUGUCCGGGACUGUCUGUCUGGACGUCAUCAACCAGGCCUGGACCGCGCUUUAUGACCUGUCGAACAUAUUCGAGUCGUUCCUGCCGCAGCUGCUGACGUACCCCAACCCGAUCGACCCGCUCAACGGCGACGCGGCCGCUAUGUACCUGCACAAGCCUGAGGAGUACAAGAAGAAGGUUUCAGACUACGUCCGGAGAUUCGCGACCGAAGAAGCGCUGCUAGAAAAGGACGCGAUAACAGGCAUGGGGGGCGCAGCACCCACGUCCUCCUCGAAAGCCUCCAACGGCACCGCCAACAACAACGCCUCAGAUACAGAGAGCUCUAUGAGCGACUUCAGCGACGACGAAGCGCAAGAUAUGGAGUUAUAACGUAAGUUAGAACGCACAGUUGCUUGCUCACUCAACACUGCCGUUGUAUAGUGCCGAUGGCUAGGACCGUUUGACUGAUAAAUUUCAAGUAAUUCGAUUUUUGUAACGCUUUUUCGAUUGUGAGAUCCGUCGCGGUUGGUUACAGUUUGACAUAUUCGGUAGCACGCUGCGAAACUGAAAUUGACAAUCAGUAGGCCUAGGAUGCGCGCCGUGAUAAGCUUUUAUCGAUUUUACGCGAUAAGCCCAUACGUUUGUCGCCUAAAAUCAUCGAUAACAUUUUGUCACGGCGCGCAUCCUAGCUCGGCAGAAGAUGUGUGUUGAAAGUUUCAAUGUAGGACUAGGAUGCGCACCGCGGUAAAAUCUUAUCGAGGCGAUUUAAGACGAAUUUGAGCCAUCUAAAAUCGAUAUAAUAUGAUAAGAUUUUCUCGAAGUGCACAUCCUAGCCUGUCUGGUUUCGCUGCGAAGAUAGCUACAGACGGUGCUGGACGUCCAUUGCGUUAAUAAUGUACACUACACGACAGCAUUAUCUAUUGACACUGGUGUCUUAAACAGCCGUAAUAGGAAUGAUUUGUAACAAAAUGUGUAGCUAAUGUCAAAUUGAAAUCAACCGUGAUUGUGUCAAACAGUUAGGCCUCUGAUCUGAAUGUUCUCUUGAUCUUUCAUUUAUUAUGCCCUGAUGUUUAUGAAUUGGCUGCGGGAUGCGGAUUUAAAGAUUAGCUCACAAAUGUCUUCGCCUUCCUUCUACUACUGCAUAUAUUUGAAUUAAUGUGUCGUCAACAUCUUUCUGCACCGCGUUGAUUU
This is a messenger RNA of Ostrinia nubilalis (European corn borer), 1560 nucleotides long. RefSeq names its product ubiquitin-conjugating enzyme E2 H (gene UbcE2H). Gene Ontology annotation, cellular component: nucleus. NCBI's taxonomy places the organism in Eukaryota, Metazoa, Arthropoda, Insecta, Lepidoptera, Crambidae. Gene Ontology annotation, molecular function: ubiquitin conjugating enzyme activity. The record is from RefSeq and is a predicted model, not a curated record. Gene Ontology annotation, biological process: protein polyubiquitination; ubiquitin-dependent protein catabolic process. The transcript has 5 exons. The coding region runs from base 148 to 759 and encodes 203 amino acids.